Molecule: messenger RNA, 921 nt
Organism: Trichophyton benhamiae CBS 112371
Lineage: Eukaryota; Fungi; Ascomycota; Eurotiomycetes; Onygenales; Arthrodermataceae
Product: Ser/Thr protein phosphatase family protein
Exons: 1
Coding region: 1-921 (306 amino acids)
Molecular function (GO): hydrolase activity
Source: RefSeq, a predicted model, not a curated record
AUGAAGACCAGGAUCUUAAUACUUUCUGAUACCCAUGCAAUGCCAUAUACGCCUCCCAGCCAAUAUGCCGAUGUAGCCCUACAUUGCGGCGACUUGACCGAGCGUUCCACAUUGGAAGAAUACCGAUCGGCUGCACAGCUACUGAAGCAAGUAAAUGCCCCCCUCAAACUUGCUAUUGCCGGGAAUCAUGAUUUCACUCUUGAUAUUCCGUUCUACAAAGCGAAACUAGAGCAAAUACACGUUGAACGACAUGCGCGUUUGAUGAAGGAAUGUGGUGAUUUUGGGGAGGCUAGGCAGCUGCUUGAAGAUGCUGGCAUCAUCCUUCUAGAUGAAGGGAUUCAUCACUUUAAUUUAGCGAAUGGAGCUUGUUUAUCCAUAUACGCAAGCCCGUAUACACCGGUCUAUGGGCAUUGGGGGUUCCAGUACUAUCGACAACAGGGACAUCACUUCGAAAUGGAGGGAGUCGACAUUGCUAUGACCCAUGGAUCCCCGAAGGGUUUACUUGAUACAGCCUUUUCAGGGCAUCAAGCAGGAUGCACGUCUCUUCUUGGAGCCGUAUCUCGGGCAAGACCGAAGAUACAUUGUUUUGGGCACAUACACGAAGCUUGGGGGGCAAAACUCGUCACCUGGAGGAAUACGAAUUCUUUAUUUUCACUCUUCUCCAAUUCUAAACCUGUUGAUGAAGAGAAAUCAAUUUUGAUCAAUAGUCUAAUGGGGGCAAGAGAUUCGAAGGCCCUCUUGGACAAGCUGCAGUCUCACCGGGAUGAAGGUUACUAUACUCUCAGUUACUGCUCGGAUGAUGAAACUCCGAUUCAAUCCGGUCAGCAAACCCUAGUCAUAAACGCGUCCAUGAAAGGGCUUGGUUGGAACACUAGUCAUAUACCGUGGUUGGUGGAUAUUGAAUUACCGAAGGCUAAAUGA